UACUUUGUUUCGUUCUUCGGUUCUUCCCCCGAGGGUGGGUGGUGGUCUCAAGUCUCUCCCCUUUUUUUUGUUUUGUUUUUAAAAUACUCGGUGCUACCACUUGUACGUCGGGAAUCUCUCUCUCUAUCUCUCUCUCUCUCUCUUAAGACUAUCUAUCUAUCUGAGUAACAGAGAGAGCCAUUUUCUCCUAAAUUCAGACCUCCUCUCUGAAUUCUUAUUGUUAUUACUAUUAAUUAACAAACACGGAGAUCAGAGUUUCGAAAUUGGAGGGCGGGUGGGAUAUGAGGGAGAGUAGAUCUGUCAUCUGAGUAGGCUUCAACCUUUUCCCAGCAUAUCUAUUAAGGGGUUAAUCAGUUCAUCAGCACAUUAGCAGCUCUCCUGCUUUGGUCAUCAGAGAUGGAUAGCUCUACAACAAUCUGAUUGGUUCUGAUUUUACCGCCGAUAUUCAAGUUUAACUGUAUAUUUCUUAUUUAUCUUUUGACCCAAAGGAAGAAAGAAUUCACGUGGAAUGUCUACCUUACUUAGAUAAAUGAAAAUUGUAUCAACCAAAGGAUGUUACUAGCCGCAACAACUCAGUAGUUCAUGGUCAGCAUUUAGACAGUGGCAUCAACACAAUGGACCCCAUCAACGGAGGAAACAGUCUCAAUAAUCCUAACCUUGCCUCAAAACAGCGACUGCGUUGGACACACGAGCUUCAUGAACGCUUUGUCGAUGCUGUGGCACAACUUGGCGGGCCAGAUCGUGCGACACCAAAAGGUGUUUUGAGAGUGAUGGGUGUACAAGGUUUAACCAUAUACCAUGUAAAAAGCCAUUUACAGAAAUAUCGACUUGCAAAAUACCUACCCGACUCCUCAUCUGAUGGAAAAAAAGCUGACAAGAAAGAACCUGGGGAUGUGCUUUCCAAUUUGGAUGGUUCAUCUGGAAUGCAAAUUACAGAAGCACUCAAGCUGCAGAUGGAGGUGCAGAAGCGACUACACGAGCAAUUAGAGGUACAGAGACAGCUGCAGUUACGGAUUGAAGCGCAAGGUAAAUACUUGAAGAAAAUUAUAGAAGAGCAACAACGACUUAGUGGAGUUCAUUCAGAAGCACCUGGCUCUGGGCACUUAGCUCGUUUGUCAGAUGACAAUUGCCCAGAAUCUGAUAACAAGACUGACCCGGCAACCCCUGCCCCAACCUCUGAGUGCCCCCUCGAAGACAAGGCUGCCAAGGAAUGUACACCAGCCAAGAGCCUUUCCAUUGAUGAAUCUUUCUCAUCUCGUCAUGAACCCUUGACUCCAGAUUCUGCUUGUCAUGUUGAUUCUCCAGCCGAGAGUCCAAAAGCAGAGGUGUCGAUGAAGAAGCGGCGAGUUAUCAUGGGCGAAGCAUUCACUGAUCCAGAAGUGGUGCUUACACACCAGAUACUAGAGUCGAGCUUAAACUCUUCAUAUCAGCAAGCACACACGACUUUCCUGCCUAGGGAGCAGUUUGAUCCCUCAUCCGGGAUUUCAUUCAGGAAUGAAAAAAUAUUGGAAAAAGUUGUGGGCAGUGACAUGUAGUUUAGUGUUCUGAGCAGCAUGCCCUGAAGGAGUUUCAUUUUGCCUUGAUGAGUUUUAUGGGAGGUACGUCUGUAACCAGGUGAAAGAAUGUUGCAAAUUACAUGUGUGCUGCAUUAGGUAGGUUCCAGCUUCAAACACGUCUAUGAACCGUGCCUUAUUUAAAUUGAGAGAAUUGUUGUGAACAAUGGUUGGAAUUAGUACUCCUCUGCAAUAUAAUUACCGUAGAGCUUGUUUGUGGCCAGAUAUUCUUUAGAAA
Prunus persica (peach) is the source of this 1791-nucleotide messenger RNA. RefSeq names its product myb family transcription factor PHL7. The transcript has 9 exons. Bases 615 to 1535 code for a protein of 306 amino acids. The record is from RefSeq and is a predicted model, not a curated record. Lineage: Eukaryota; Viridiplantae; Streptophyta; Magnoliopsida; Rosales; Rosaceae. Gene Ontology annotation, molecular function: DNA binding; DNA-binding transcription factor activity.